AUGUUUCCCAACUAUUGCUUUCGAAAGCCUCCCAAUGAUUUCGGCUAUGAUUUAUUGUACAUGCCAAAAAAUAGCUACAACAGCAGCUCCCAAGAAUCCAACCGUCCUGAGCAUCAGUCCCAUUCACGUUCCCGGUCACGGUCAUCGCGGCAAAGCACAAAACUGUGCUGCGAUGAUCUUAUUUCGCUGCAGGCUCUCCAGGAGCACAAUGAGAGACUGCGUCAUUCGCACGGCCUGAAAUCUCGGUCACGAACGCCCGCACGCACUGUGGAGUUUCGCCUGCCUCCGAUUGAGAAGCACCGAUACAGGGAGGCGACUAUGCCACUAAGGGAAAGUGCAGGCAUGGAGUCAGCUGAGCGGGAAUACCAUCAGAAGCAGCAACAACUACAACAGCAACAGGAACCCUCUCCAUCCAGCGACUUGCCAUCCAGUGCCUCCGAUUCCAAUCGUGGAAUGCAAGAGUCCUGCACAGACUUUUUCAACAUCAUCUACGAGAAUGUCUUGGAGGCAGUGCAUGGUGCCGUCGAGCACAUGGUGAAUAAGCACUUUGAGGAGAUCAUUACCAGGAUGGAUCAGCUAUCCUCGGACAUCACGCAUCAGGAGGCGGUCUUGAAGCAAUUCAAUGCCGAUCUGAUGGGCAAAAUUGGCGAACAAAAUGAGACAAGUCUCAAUCAGUUCAAGUUCGUUGCCCAGAUGCUCAUCGACAAUCAGACGAUUUUCUAUCGGGCACUGAGCCACCAGCGGCGAUCAAAACAGCAUUGCAAAGAGGAGCGGGAGGAACGGGAAGACCGGAUGGAGGAAAAGAGUAGUGCCAGUUCGGAUCGUGCACAGCGGUUAAUGGAAAGCUAUAAUAGGAGACAAGACUCUCAACCGCAAAAGGUAUCGGAGGGUACGUCGCAACAAAGACCGCAGCAUCAGCUCUGGCAGCAGCAAGAUUCCCGCAUUUUUCCCCAGCAGUCAGCCUGCAAGAGUUGCAAUCACCACAAGUCGUCGAGAUCUGCAAAUUCGGCAUCCGCCAAGCCAACAAUCGUACGUCGUACGGCCAAGGGAAUCUCUACUGUAAGCAUGCCUGAUUUGCAUCGCUCCUCUAUGUUCCCAAAUUCAAGAAGUCCCAGCAACAAGUGCAGUGGCCACCACACCCAGCGUUCACCUACGCCCACUCCGUGGACUCAGUUGGGCACUGGGCGACUUGGCAGCCAAGCGACACAGUCGGGAGCAGUCGGAUCUAAUCGGAAAUGCCGCUGUCUGUUUCCCUCACCCAUGACCACACAGGGACAACCGGUUAGUCCAAGACGAAAGUUACGUAGCUUAAGCAAGACGUUGCAAAGUUUGGAUGAUAUAAGAUCCCACAGAUAAGCCAAUGUUAAACUCUGAUUUAUGCAUGGGCACCAACGUACUGUAGCUGCCAAUUGUGUUCCAUAGAACAGGAGAAGAUUCCAUUUAAUUUGAUGUUUCUAUGUACACAAUUGGCAUCUAUAGUUGGUUGACUUUAUGCCUAAAUUGUUUUCAAUUCCCGCAAAAUUAUACAUAUUACACAAA
Molecule: messenger RNA, 1539 nt
Organism: Drosophila montana
Lineage: Eukaryota; Metazoa; Arthropoda; Insecta; Diptera; Drosophilidae
Product: putative mediator of RNA polymerase II transcription subunit 26
Exons: 2
Coding region: 1-1356 (451 amino acids)
Source: RefSeq, a predicted model, not a curated record